Messenger RNA from Nannochloropsis gaditana CCMP526, 719 nucleotides. RefSeq lists its product as uncharacterized. The coding region runs from base 9 to 719 and encodes 236 amino acids. The transcript has 4 exons. The record is from RefSeq and is a predicted model, not a curated record.
CAGGACUCAUGCGGAUGCAGUCUUCUCUUACCCGCCUUUAUGACCUAUUGCUCGUGGCGACUGUACUCUCUGUAUCCAAUGCCUUCGUUGUCCCCAUGCCUGCAAUUGCAUCGAAACCCCCUGCUUCUUCAAGCACUUUGUUUGGGGGGUUGAGGGGCGUUGAAACAUUUGACGGGGCUUUCACGCUGUCUCCCGAGUCGGAAGGUGUCCUCGUUGGAUACAUGGAAUGCGAGGACAUGAAGAAGGAAGUCUGCAAGCAAGCCAAAUGCACAAGCGCGCGUUUUACAGGGCAACUUUUCCAGCCCGUGCCUUACUCUCCUGGAACACCAUUGGGCAUGCCCCGAGAAUUCGAGGAUUUCCACCUGAACCCCUCCUACGCGAUAUGCAAUGUGCCCCCAACGGUCAUGUUUAAGGCCAAGAUCUUCAAACCUCCCCGCCUGUGUGCCGUUUUUACCAUCGAAGGCCUAGAUCCGGACGAGGAGAAGAAAAUUCUGGAAAAGGCUCGUGCCCGCAUGGACCUCCAAGCUCAAGCUGCGGCGCACCAGCCCAUGGAGGAGAAAGACGACGGAAGCGAAGAGAAACGACCAGUCACAGUGCUGAAGGGGUCACCGAAGGAGGAAAAUUGGAACGGGGUGGGCAAAGCACUUCAUGAGGUGGCGUUGGGGGAGAAGGCGGGGGAGGAGGAGGAUGAGGCAGCCUUGGAUGCGAUGGUUGUGUAG